AGCGAGACAACAACAGAAGUAGACCACCUCGGCAGCGGCGUCUGCUCCUCUGCAAAAAAGUCUCCGUUGCUCAUGUUCGCCAUCAUGUCGAGUCGCUCGUCUUUGCGCCGGUUGACCGUCGCGACCCCAUACCUCUCGCGCCAUCUCGUUGGUUGCUGCAAGGGCAUCAGGUGUUUUUCCAAGACGGGUCUCAAAAAUGACGAUGCGUACGAUCAGACGAUACCCAACAUGAGAAUAGACGAGAACACUCGUGUCAUCUAUCAAGGUUUUACGGGCAAAGCUGCAACGUUCAAUGCGAAAGACACGAUCGAAUAUGGUACUAACGUGGUGGGCGGUGUCUCGCCUGGCAAGGGAGGCCUGAAACACCUGGGCUUGCCCGUCUUUGAGACGGUGCGCGAGGCCACGGACAAACUUCAACCGCACGCCACCUGCGUCUUUGUCCCUGCGCACUCGGCCGCUGGCGCCAUAACGCAGGCGAUCGAGGCCGAGAUCCCCCUGGUCGUGGCGGUUGCCGAGCAUAUCCCCGUGCACGACAUGCUGCGCGUGCACGAGAUUCUCCGGACGCAAAGCAAGACACGUCUAGUCGGCCCAAACUGCCCCGGGAUCAUCGCGCCCGGGCGCUGUAGGCUGGGUGUCAUGCCGUAUCGUCAAUACAGCAAGGGAAUCGUAGGAAUCGUGUCCAAGAGCGGAACGCUGAGUUACGAGGCUGUGGGCGCUACCACGGCAGUUGGGCUGGGACAGAGCAUUGUUGUGGGUAUGGGAGGUGACAUGUUGCCAGGCACAACGCUCGUAGAUGCUCUGAAUCUCUUCCUCGAGCACGAAGAAACCAAAGGCAUUGUAGUGAUUGGUGAGAUUGGUGGAGAGGCCGAACUGAAGGCUGCCGAGCUCAUCAAAGACUAUCACCGCAAUAACCCUACCGACCGCAAGCCCAUCGUUGCAAUGGUCAGCGGCCGAACAGCUCCAGUGGGCAAGACAAUGGGGCAUGCCGGCGCUCUGCUCAGCCAUGGUGAUGUUUCAGCGGAGGCAAAAGCGCGUGCCUUGCAGGAUGCCGGGGCUGUCGUAGUGCCGCACCCGGGAGUUAUUGGUACUGAGAUGAAACGGCUAUUGGGCAUGUGAUUUUGCUGGCGAUCAAAAAGACUUCAAGUCUGGGGUGGUUUCUACCUAGUACUGCUGAGUAAAUGCAAUUUAUUCAUUAUCC
Messenger RNA from Microdochium trichocladiopsis, 1198 nucleotides. Its product is annotated as succinyl-CoA synthetase-like protein. Gene Ontology annotation, cellular component: mitochondrion; succinate-CoA ligase complex (ADP-forming). Gene Ontology annotation, molecular function: succinate-CoA ligase (GDP-forming) activity; succinate-CoA ligase (ADP-forming) activity. The transcript is spliced from 5 exons. Gene Ontology annotation, biological process: tricarboxylic acid cycle. The record is from RefSeq and is a predicted model, not a curated record. Bases 73 to 1116 code for a protein of 347 amino acids. NCBI's taxonomy places the organism in Eukaryota, Fungi, Ascomycota, Sordariomycetes, Xylariales, Microdochiaceae.